AUGGCAAAAGACCACAAAACGAGGCCCAUCAUCGAUACUUUUCAGUACGGAGUAGGAAAGGAUUGUUUCCUGGAUGAUCGGAAUGCAAAACAGGGAUUUCCUGUGCAACGCCGCACGCUGCUGUUGAACAUCAAAGAAAUCCUGAAUGCCUUUCCUCGUGAAACCCCAUUCAAAGACAAUUGCCCAGGAAGGAAAUGGUUUAAAGCUUUUAUGAUUCGCCAUCCGCGCCUGGUAAUGCGAACACCGGAGGCUAUAACAGCAGCUAGUGCACGAGUAACCGAAGCCGAUAUAAGGAAGUGGUUCGUAAAUAUCUCUGAGUGGUUCCACGAUGAAGGAUUAAGCGAUAUUCUGUCGGACCCCAGUCGUGUAUUUAAUGGUGAUGAAACAUCAUUCUACCUACAUCCAAAAACCCGCGCAGUUAUCGCUGAAAAAGGUUCCCGGAACGUUUACGAAGUGGAAAGAGCCAAUGCAAAACAGAACAUUACGGUGAUGUUCUCAUUUAGCGCUGAAGGACAGAUUGUUGACCCGCUGGUGAUACUUCCGGGGCAGCGACUCAGGCAAGAGAUUGCUCGUGGCUUUCCCCCCACUUGGGGCCUCGGUAGGAGUGAAAAUGGAUGGAAAUUGUGGGUAGUCAAUUUCAGUGAGUACAUCACGGAAAUAUUUCAUCCGUUUCUUCGCAACAACGGUAUUCCGCUCCCAGUGGUUUUCUUCGUUGAUGGGCAUUCAUCCCAUGUAGCCGUUGAAGUAGCUGAAAAGUGUCAAGAGCUAGGGAUAAUCUUAAUUGCCCUGUACCCUAACAUGACUCGUAUAACGCAACCGGUGGACGUUUCGAUUUUCAAGCCGCUGAAAGAUCAAUGGAGGAAGGAACUAGACGACUGGAAUUCGGAACAUUUGGGAGAGAUCUUCACUUUGAAGCAAUUUGGCCCAACACUGAAAAAGGCGGUUGACGCAGGAUUAAAGAAAGACAGCAUAAUCAACGGCUUCCGAGCUUGCGGCCUAUGUCCUUUCGACGCCGAUAAUGUUGAUUAUUCCAAGUGCACGGCGAUAAAUGAAAGCUUGCCAUCCGAGCCAUCAAAUGAUACUAACGAACAACGUGCAGAAGAGUUCCUGCAGCCGUUUGUCCAGAUAAAUUUGUCUACCCCCAACUGCGCUGAGAUCAGCGAACAAUCGCUACAGCCAUCGGUAGUAGAUACAGGGUUGCUGACGCCUGUCAUCGAGGAAGAUAGAAGCUAUCUGGAUGAAAGUGGAUUCGGAGAUACUUCAGUACAAGAGCAAGUUACUACUGGUUUUACUGCACGUGGUGAGACCGUUUUAGCAGAAUUCACUGUUUCUUCUCGUGGAAGUGUGUGCUUUGAUACACCGGUUCAUCAGGCCUAUUCGGAAAAGCAAAUAGUACAAAUGCUCGAAGGACAAAGCAAGCAAAGUUCAAGUCAACUCUUUAAAAUCAAGGACAAGAACUUGGGCCAUGAUCGUGACGUUGAGCUAACUGUGAACCAACAAGAGAUAAGUACAUUUCAGGAUGUGAAUAACAGAAAGGACAUUCCCAAGAGAACUAGUUUGUCCGACAUUCUUAACUUACCACCAGCACCACAGAGAACCGCACAGAAGCAAGAGGAAGAGCAGAAAAAGAAGCAGAGAAUUAACGAUCGUAAGGAGGCAAAGCAAAAGAAGGAUGAAGAACGUAAAAAGAAAAAGAUUGAAGCAGAACUACGGAAAAGUAAGAAAAAAGAUUGCGAAAAGGGAUUAAAACGAAGUGCAGGAGAUCAAAAGGAGCACGAGCACAAACCUAAAAGGAAAUUGACGAAGAAGCUGGCUGCUGCAGAAAGAAGCAUUGUCAAGGAGGAGAAAGAGAACUGA
Molecule: messenger RNA, 1857 nt
Organism: Armigeres subalbatus
Lineage: Eukaryota; Metazoa; Arthropoda; Insecta; Diptera; Culicidae
Exons: 5
Coding region: 1-1857 (618 amino acids)
Cellular component (GO): nucleus
Molecular function (GO): DNA binding
Source: RefSeq, a predicted model, not a curated record